Molecule: messenger RNA, 2056 nt
Organism: Alexandromys fortis (reed vole)
Lineage: Eukaryota; Metazoa; Chordata; Mammalia; Rodentia; Cricetidae
Gene: Cldnd1
Product: claudin domain containing 1
Exons: 6
Coding region: 131-892 (253 amino acids)
Cellular component (GO): membrane
Source: RefSeq, a predicted model, not a curated record
GGAGAGUAGGGUGCUGUGGUCGGAGCUGGAGGGCGAAGCCGGUGGAGUGAGAGGAUGGGCGUAUGCAGGUGAUAGACUAGAGACCAAGACUUCUGUCUCCGUAGCAUCCUGGAGCAGUCUGAAUGCCAGAAUGGAUAACCGUUUUGCUACAGCGUUUGUGAUUGCUUGUGUGCUUAGCCUCAUUUCCACCAUCUACAUGGCAGCCUCCAUAGGCACAGACUUCUGGUAUGAAUAUCACAGUCCGAUUCAAGAAAAUUCAAGUGAUUCGAAUAAAGUAGCCUGGGAUGACUUCCUUGGUGAUGAGGCAGAUGAAAAGACUUACAAUGAUGCCCUGUUCCGAUAUAACGGCACGAUGGGACUGUGGAGACGGUGUAUCACGGUACCCAAAAACACGUACUGGUAUGCUCCACCAGAAAGGACAGAGUCAUUUGACGUGGUUACAAAAUGCAUGAGUUUCACACUAAAUGAACAGUUCAUGGAGAAAUAUGUUGAUCCUGGGAAUCACAAUAGUGGAAUUGAUCUGCUUCGGACCUAUCUUUGGCGUUGCCAGUUUCUUUUACCUUUUGUUAGCUUGGGUUUGAUGUGCUUCGGGGCUCUGAUUGGACUUUGUGCCUGUAUCUGCCGCAGCCUGUAUCCCACCAUUGCCACGGGCAUCUUCCAUCUCCUUGCAGGUUUGUGUACACUGGGCACUGUGAGUUGUUAUGUUGCUGGCAUUGAACUACUCCACCAGAAACUAGGGCUGCCUGAGAAUGUAUCCGGAGAAUUUGGAUGGUCCUUCUGCCUGGCCUGCGUCUCGGCUCCCUUACAGUUCAUGGCAUCUGCUCUCUUCAUCUGGGCUGCGCACACCAACCGGAAAGAGUACACCUUAAUGAAGGCCUAUCGUGUGGCAUGAAUGGGAAGCAGCCUGCUUGAUGAUUUUUAAUAAUUUUUUUACUAUUGAAGUUUUCCCUUGCCGUCCUCUCAAUUGUCUUUAAAUUUUAUUUUUGUGGAUAUGACAUUUUAUCCUAAAAGUCCCUUUUGUUUAUAUACGCCACUAAAUGCACAGUAAAUACCACUUAAAAUAUGUGUGGCUUCCUUUGAGUAAGUCAGUCUUUUCACCAGACUGUUCAGACAGAACUGUAGAGAUGCAACCUAGCUUUGUGAAGGAGCAUUGGCAAUGGAAAACAGACCUAGCACUGGGCCUGCUGAUGUCUGCUAAGUCCAGUAGUGUAGGAACUGUGUUGACUAGAAACUAAUUUCUCUGUGAGAUCUGUUAUCUCUGUUGAAACUUCAUGUUUACUUUCCUGUUGUUGAUACCAGUCAGCUAGCAGAACCAGUGUUCCGAAAGAUUCGUGAACAUAAAAUUGGGAAAUUAUUUUUAGCAUCCUUGUCCUGAAACUUUGGUACAUUGCUUCAUCUGAGAUAAAAUAUGGCAGCUGUUUAUACUGUGAUUGUCUACAAGAAAAAAAAGUGAAAAAUGAUGUUUACUUGAAAUUGUAGCUUUUAACUGCAAAAUUUCAAUUCAAUGAAAAAAGCUGUUUAAUCUUGCUAUAUUAUACUUUCUUUUUUUGAAAAAAAAAAUCUGAAAUUCAUUAGGAUUUCAGUGUCACCAAACCAUUGUAAAAUUUUGCUGCUUCCCCUCCACACACCAGGCUUAUUAAAGAGAACUUUCUUUUUAACAGAGAAGAAUCACAGUCAAUUCCCCAACUGCUUUUUUUUCAGCUAAGUACUAUAUGGGAGGUCCUACCAAUAGGGACCCCCAGAGCUGGGGGUCCCACCACCACAAGACCUAACGCUCUGGCUACCCACUGACUUCCAACUGUGGUCUUUAUUUCUUGUGGUGGAAUCAUGUGCCUUUCCUUGCCCAGAUUCCUUCCUGGUGUGUACCAACACUAUCUAAUGUCUUCUGAUUCAGUCAUUUUUAUAAUAUGUCUGUAAACAUUGAACUUUAAAAAUCUUAUUUAUUUACUCCAUUAUUGUAGCAUUUCACAGAUUUAAAAAAAAUGUAACUCAGUAAUUUCUUACCAAAUCCUAAAUCUGUCUUUUUUUUAAAAAAUAAAAAAAAGAAAAUCGUGUA